Rattus rattus (black rat) is the source of this 7539-nucleotide messenger RNA. It is a transcript of the gene Atp11a, whose product is annotated as ATPase phospholipid transporting 11A. Gene Ontology annotation, molecular function: ATP binding; ATPase-coupled intramembrane lipid carrier activity; magnesium ion binding. Lineage: Eukaryota; Metazoa; Chordata; Mammalia; Rodentia; Muridae. The record is from RefSeq and is a predicted model, not a curated record. The coding region runs from base 270 to 3698 and encodes 1142 amino acids. The transcript is spliced from 30 exons. Gene Ontology annotation, cellular component: plasma membrane; trans-Golgi network; endoplasmic reticulum. Gene Ontology annotation, biological process: phospholipid translocation.
GGGGCAGAGCCGGCUCCAGAGGCGCGGCGGCCGCGGGAGGAGCAGGCGCGGAGUAUCGAGCGCAGGCCGCGCCGGCCCGACGGGGAGCAGCGACGGGCGCGGGCCGCCUUCCGAGCCGCCUGCGCGCGGGCCGAGUCCCUUGCCGCCGGCGGCGGGGCAUGAGCGCGGAGGGGCCGCGGGUUCCCCCCGCGCCGCCCAGGCCGUGACCGGGCGGGGCGGCUGCGCUAGCGCCCGCAGCCCAGGGGCUCGCGGAGCCGGGAGCGACAACCAUGGACUGCAGCCUAUUGAGGACGCUCGUGCGCAGAUACUGUGCAGGGGAAGAGAACUGGGUGGACAGUCGGACCAUCUACGUGGGACACAAGGAGCCCCCUCCAGGUGCAGAGGCCUACAUUCCACAGAGAUACCCGGACAAUAGAAUCGUCUCCUCCAAGUACACCUUCUGGAACUUCAUACCCAAGAACUUAUUUGAACAAUUCAGAAGAAUAGCCAACUUUUAUUUUCUCAUCAUCUUCCUGGUACAGCUGAUCAUCGACACACCCACAAGUCCAGUGACAAGCGGGCUCCCACUCUUCUUCGUCAUCACUGUCACAGCCAUCAAGCAGGGUUAUGAAGACUGGCUUCGACACAAGGCGGACAGUGCCAUGAACCAGUGUCCCGUGCACUUCAUUCAGCAUGGCAAGCUGGUGCGGAAGCAGAGUCGGAAGCUGAGGGUUGGGGAUAUUGUCAUGGUGAAGGAAGAUGAGACCUUUCCCUGUGACCUGAUCUUUCUCUCCAGCAACCGGGCAGACGGGACAUGCCACGUCACCACAGCCAGCCUAGACGGAGAGUCGAGCCAUAAAACUCACUACGCAGUGCAGGAUACCAAGGGCUUCCACACAGAGGCGGAUGUUGACAGCCUGCACGCCACCAUCGAGUGUGAACAGCCCCAGCCCGACCUCUACAGGUUUGUGGGGCGCAUCAAUGUUUACAACGACCUCAACGACCCUGUAGUGAGGCCACUGGGAUCAGAAAACCUGCUGCUCAGAGGAGCCACACUCAAAAACACUGAGAAGAUCUUUGGUGUGGCUAUCUACACAGGCAUGGAGACCAAGAUGGCCCUGAACUACCAAUCCAAGUCCCAAAAGAGAUCUGCUGUGGAAAAGUCGAUGAACACAUUCCUGAUCGUGUACCUCUGCAUCCUGGUAAGCAAGGCCCUGAUCAACACGGUGCUGAAGUACGUGUGGCAGAGUGAGCCCUUCCGAGAUGAGCCAUGGUACAACCAGAAGACGGAGUCAGAGCGCCAGAGGAAUCUGUUCCUCAGGGCCUUCACUGACUUCCUGGCCUUCAUGGUCCUCUUCAAUUACAUCAUCCCAGUAUCCAUGUACGUCACCGUGGAGAUGCAGAAGUUCCUCGGCUCCUACUUCAUCACCUGGGAUGAAGACAUGUUUGAUGAGGAAAUGGGGGAAGGGCCUCUGGUCAACACAUCUGAUCUCAACGAGGAGUUGGGACAGGUAGAGUACAUCUUCACUGACAAGACCGGCACCCUUACAGAGAACAACAUGGCCUUUAAGGAGUGCUGCAUCGAGGGCCACAUCUACGUACCCCAUGUCAUCUGCAACGGGCAGGUCCUUCCUGACUCUUCUGGCAUUGACAUGAUCGAUUCUUCUCCAGGUGUCAGUGGAAGGGAACGGGAAGAGCUGUUUUUUAGGGCUAUCUGCCUGUGCCACACUGUCCAAGUGAAAGAAGACCAUUGUGGGGAUGAUGUCGAUGGUCCCCAGAAAUCUCCAGAUGCAAAGUCCUGUGUGUACAUAUCGUCCUCGCCUGAUGAGGUUGCACUGGUCGAAGGUAUGCAGAGGCUUGGAUUCACAUACCUGAGACUGAAGGACAAUUACAUGGAAAUACUGAACAGGGAGAACGACAUAGAGAGAUUUGAAUUGCUAGAAGUUCUGACUUUUGACUCUGUGAGGAGAAGAAUGAGCGUGAUUGUAAAAUCUACUACAGGAGAAAUUUACCUGUUCUGCAAAGGAGCGGACUCUUCAAUCUUUCCCAGAGUGAUAGAAGGCAAAGUGGACCAGGUCCGGUCCAGAGUGGAACGCAAUGCGGUGGAAGGGUUGCGAACCCUGUGUGUUGCCUAUAAGAGGCUCGAGCCAGGGCAAUAUGAAGAUGCUUGCCGACUGCUACAGGAUGCCAAAGUGGCACUUCAGGAUCGGGAGAAGAAGCUAGCAGAAGCCUACGAGCAGAUAGAGAAGGACCUCAUUCUGCUUGGUGCUACAGCUGUUGAGGACCGGCUCCAGGAGAAAGCCGCUGACACAAUUGAGGCACUGCAGAAGGCAGGCAUCAAGGUCUGGGUGCUCACCGGGGACAAGAUGGAGACAGCCUCGGCCACCUGCUAUGCCUGCAAGCUGUUCCGCAGGAGCACGCAGCUGCUGGAGCUGACCACCAAAAAGCUAGAGGAGCAGAGCCUGCAUGACGUGCUCUUCGAGCUCAGCAAGACAGUGCUGCGCUGCAGUGGAAGCCUGACCAGGGACUCCUUCUCAGGCCUCUCCACAGAUAUGCACGACUAUGGUUUAAUCAUCGAUGGAGCCGCACUGUCCUUGAUAAUGAAGCCGAGAGAGGAUGGGAGCUCCUCAGGCAACUACAGAGAGCUCUUCCUGGAAAUCUGCAGGAACUGCAGUGCCGUGCUGUGCUGCCGGAUGGCGCCCCUGCAGAAGGCCCAGAUCGUUAAGUUAAUCAAAUUUUCAAAGGAGCAUCCUAUUACCUUGGCGAUUGGUGACGGUGCAAAUGACGUCAGCAUGAUCCUGGAGGCCCACGUGGGCAUAGGCGUCAUUGGGAAAGAGGGCCGCCAGGCUGCAAGGAACAGCGACUAUGCAAUCCCCAAGUUCAAACACUUGAAGAAGAUGCUUCUCGUUCAUGGGCAUUUUUAUUAUAUCAGGAUAUCUGAGCUUGUGCAAUACUUCUUUUAUAAGAAUGUCUGCUUCAUUUUCCCUCAGUUUUUGUACCAGUUCUUCUGCGGAUUUUCACAGCAGACUUUGUAUGAUACUGCGUAUCUGACGCUCUACAACAUCAGCUUCACUUCCCUCCCGAUUCUCCUGUACAGCCUCAUGGAGCAGCACGUGGGCAUUGACGUGCUCAAGAGAGACCCGUCCCUCUACAGAGACAUUGCCAAGAACGCGCUGCUGCGCUGGCGGCUGUUCAUAUACUGGACGUUUCUCGGCGUUUUUGACGCUUUGGUAUUUUUCUUUGGUGCUUAUUUCAUGUUUGAGAACACAACCGUGACCAUCAAUGGACAGAUGUUUGGGAACUGGACCUUUGGGACUUUGGUGUUCACUGUGAUGGUGUUCACUGUCACACUGAAGCUCGCACUGGACACGCAUUACUGGACUUGGAUAAACCACUUUGUCAUCUGGGGGUCGCUGCUGUUCUACAUCGUCUUCUCCCUGCUCUGGGGAGGGAUUAUCUGGCCGUUCCUCAGCUACCAGCGGAUGUACUAUGUGUUCAUAUACAUGCUGUCCAGCGGGCCUGCCUGGUUGGGCAUCAUAUUGCUUGUCACAGUCGGCCUCCUCCCUGAUGUCCUCAAGAAGGUCCUGUGCAGGCAGUUGUGGCCCACGGCAACGGAGAGAACUCAGCAGAGCGCCAGACUCAAAGCAUUGGCCGAUGCCACUCCGAACACCGACAGGCCCCUGCUGAAGGACUUCUUACCGCAGCCAAGACGUGUCUAGCCCCACGCUAGACUGUACAGCUCCGGGACAGCAUUUCAGAAUUCACCCCUCUGGCCUCUCUGCAGAGCCGGGGUGCUCAGGGCACCAGACUCUUGGCUGCCCAAUGCAGCUCCCCCUCUGGGAGAGUUGUAUGCUCCAGGUGGGAGAGCGAAGAGUAUCCUGUGCUCCCUACUCACCCAGGCCUUCCCCACAAGGCGAGGUAUGGGUGCUGUAGGCCCAGCCUGGAGACACCCACUUGAUGGACAGACAACCCCUCUGUCCCCACCUCUGAAAGAGCUCUGUUCCUGGGCACCUGCGUGUGCCUGCGCCUGUCCCACCCUUCAUCCUCAGGGAGGGGAGGGUGGGGUCACAGGUUGCCCACUUAAGCACAGCACACUGCAAUCUGGACCGUGUGUGACCUAGACCUGGUGACCGUACGUCCGUAUGUCCAGUUGGGCUGUGGACAAGGACAUUAUGCUUGGCCUCAUCUUAAGCCUUGCCAGCCUGAGCAUCCACCCUGCUGCUGCUGCUGCUGCUGCUGCUGCUGCUGCUGCUGCUGCUGCUGCUGUCACUUCUGCUGUCUCUUGAGAAGAAGACCCUAUCCCUUCGUCUGCAGCCCUGUGCACAGCACAUGGCGUUCAGCUCACACUAUAUCCCGAUGUUCCCAACCCAGUGUUUCCUGUGUAAACCAUGCACACUUCCCACCGGGGAAGUGGCUGUGUCAGACACUAAGUGGUGUGUCUCCUGGACCUGUGGCCUCGCUGUGCUUACGUUCACUGUCCCCUCACAAAGCCGUCUUUCUAGAUCAUGUCUGAGUCAGUUUGCUGAGAUGCUGACCCUACACAUGGGAGCUUUUGAAGAUGUCAGCCUCCCCUUCCUGUCACCGCUUGCCUGUGGAAGAUGACAUUUAUUUAUGUGAAUAAGUCACGCGGUUAGCCAAGUCUCUCAGGAGUGUAGUGAUUUCCGUCCCAUUCUGGAAUUAUGUCAGUUACCUAUUGGAAAACAUUUGUUUCAUGGGUGCUGGGAAAGGUGGAGGUUUGGGGGUGCCUAGGCAGGCAGGUAUUUAUCUCGCCCAGAGGUGAGUCCCGAUAACCAAGCUGUCUGGGGCUACUGUGGAUUCGUUUGUUCUAGUCUGCUGCUCAGCCUGCCUCCCACUGGUGUCACGCAAGUUCCAUCCAGGGCUUCACCUGGAGCCGACAGGCCGUCAGGAGGCCACUGUACUCUGUGGCCACUGUGAAUCUCUGCUGCUGCCCGCACUGGCGGUUCUGUUCUCAGCAAAGCACCCAACAGCGCUAUAACGGGCCUGACUCAAGAUGUUUUAGUGUGAUGUGGCCUUUCAGAAAGUGCCAGGCAGAGCCUGGGAGCAGUGUCCCCACUCCUGUGGAGUCAUGUGGUGGGCCUGGAGCCAUCAUGAGGGUCUCUGGCACUUGAGAGCCUGUGUUCUGGGAAGCACAAAUUUUAUACCAUGAUUAUACAAGGUUUCCCUGUAAACCGUGUGCUUGAACUGGGGACCAGCCAGCAGUAGGAACAGUUGUUGCACCUGGCAGUUGAGGGAGGUUGGGGGAACAUAAACGCCACACCAAAGAUGGGGAGGGGGUGGCCUUGAGCUUCGACCAGACAGAGGGCGUCCAGCUCCGCUGAGGGCUGUCUGUGCCUCCACACCCUCAUGCCCGUUCACCCACCUGUCACCGUGUGUCAGAGGCCUGGAGCCCCGGUCCUCAGUAGCCCUUAGUGUGUGUGUUUUUACAGACCUUUUAAGAACCCAGAUGGGUUCAAAUAUAAUACCUGUGGGGAGGGGCGGAUUCUCUCUGUGUUUAGUUAACAAAUUAUUUGUAAUGUAUUUUUUUAGGGAUCUUAAAAUUACCUUUGCACUAAAGUAUUUUCAUAGCUGUUUCUAUAUCUUACUCAUUCGUUGAUGUACCUUCUGAUUUUUAAAUAUUUUUAAAGCUUUCACAUUUUAAGUUGAAGAGUUUUGGCCACUGUAAAUGCUGGUGAGUGUUUCAGCAGAAUGUUUCCUCUCUGGCAGGGACCUCCCUGAUUCCCCUGUGUGCCUCUCUCUCUCUCAGUUUCCAGAGACUGACGAGCUGAGGCGAGCUGAGGGCGAACCGUUCCUCUGCUUGCUUCACCGCAGUUCUUUGUCACUUCAUGGUUUCUAUUUUGUUUUUAUCUUCAUCCUUCAGCCUUAAACAAUGUUCUUCGUUCAGGCUCUUCAUGCGGCCCUCGCUGGGUGUGGGGGACACUCUCCUGCACCACCCCCCAGUAGCUGAAGUUUACAUAGGAACAUCCCAGACUGUGUGCACACUCCAGUGUCCUGUAAAAUUGUGCUUAGGAAAUUACCUAAUGAAGUUGCCUGGGACUUUGAAAUAGACCUGGGCACCGGUGAAACACAGAGACAGAGACCAAACACACAUGCGGAAGAUCGUCCCCUCACCUCACAGUGGCUACUGUUUACUUUUCUUAAAGCAAGGAACGUCAACUCAAAUUAAGCGUCUUUUUCUUAACUCUGUUGCAUAAAUGAGCAUCCGUGGCUUACUACAUUGGCCGGAAUUCAUGGCUCUGCCCCCUAUGAGCAAUUCAUCUCACAUACGUUCAAGGAGCCCUGGCUUCACGUGUUCUCUUUCUUUCUGCUCCACACACACUCGUGCCAUGUACACGCGUGUAUACCCGUAUACACAUGUGCAUACACAAACACACAUGUGCAUUCUUCUUCAAGACCAUGUACCAGCCUGCCCUCUGACAGCCCUGUGCAGAGAUGUUGCCCUCUGGACUGUCAGGCUCCUUACACACACACACACACACACACACACACACACACACACACGAAGAGUGCUUGGGCUGUGCUCACAUGUGGGCUGUGUAAGAGCUGUGCUGGACUGAGCGCUCCCCUCCCAGUCAGGACCUCCCCUUGCUGCCUCAGUCCAGCAAGCAGGAUUCAGGCUAACGAAAGCUGCAUACCAUCCUGAGUACAGGUGCCUGCCCCUGCCACACACUAGCUAGGAAAGCCUGUCCCCAAAUCCCAGCGAUCCAUUCCUGAGUACAAGCAGACCAAAGGCCCCACCCAGGGGGAUGGCGCAGCCAAAGCUAGAACAAGGUAACCGAGUGUUCAUCUGAGCACAUUUCCCAGGGUCAGUGGCUGAAAGUCGUGAGUGCCAUUGUGGCCACCCAGGUUGUUAAGCAUCACCCAGGUGUCUGGUGUCUGGAGGAAGCUCCAGCCUGGGUCUCUGAACCCCCAAGUUCAAGGCAUAUCUGCACCGACUGGUACUGGACCCACCCAUCCACACGUCACCUUAGUGUCACUUAUUGGCAACGCCAUAGAACAGCGGGCCCUUGCAUUCUACAUUUCUUUUGGAAGUUACCCAUUCAUGAGUAAAAACAGGAAAAUGUCACUUGGUGAAUGCAAUCUUUUUGUUUUAAAACCUAGAAGACGGGUGAAUGGGAAGGGGAGUGGUUCUGAUACUGUGUCUGAACAAAGCUUUAAUGAAGAUAUGUAUGUUGGAAGUAUUAUGAAAGUGUGAUUCUAAUUUUGCAGAAAAAUGUCUAUCAAUUUAUAUAGCUUUAUUUUUUACCUUAUCAAGAGAUACAGAAUUUUAAUAUGCAUAUAUUGUCUGACUUAGAAUCAUGUGUGUCUGCAUUACCACUUAAAAUGUUCAUCUAGUAUGUAAUGUAUGAAUAAGAGAGAAUCGGAGAUGUAUUUAACAUGAAUGGUUAUCUGUAGCUGUCGUUAUAAGUACUGGGAUUUAUUUUAAAUUAUCAAAUAUAGCAAGCACAUUAAACGUCAUUCUCCAACACUAAUGUUUAACUGAGAGCCCAGUAACCUGCUUUGAAAAAUUAAAUUGUGAAUUAAACCAGAUCAGACAUCUCA